This is a messenger RNA of Drosophila ananassae, 1769 nucleotides long. RefSeq names its product geranylgeranyl transferase type-2 subunit alpha (gene RabGGTa). The transcript has a single exon. Gene Ontology annotation, cellular component: Rab-protein geranylgeranyltransferase complex; cytoplasm. Lineage: Eukaryota; Metazoa; Arthropoda; Insecta; Diptera; Drosophilidae. Gene Ontology annotation, molecular function: Rab geranylgeranyltransferase activity. The record is from RefSeq and is a predicted model, not a curated record. Gene Ontology annotation, biological process: protein geranylgeranylation. The coding region runs from base 101 to 1627 and encodes 508 amino acids.
UGUUGGUCAACGAAAAUAUAUUUCUAAUCAGCUGUUUCUGGCUGACUAAUUUCCUUUUUUCGAGAUUAUCUUCCAAGUUAAUUGUUUGCAAGUAAAUCCAAUGCACGGCCGAGUAAAAGUACGCACCACCGAGGAGGAGCGGGAGCGGAAGAAGAAGGAGCAGGCUCUAAAAGUCCGGGCCUAUCGCGCCGCCAUGGGCAGGAUCCAAAAGAAAAGGGAGGCCGGCGAGCUGGACUCCGAAAUGCUGACCCUCACGGUUCAGAUCCUGCAGCGUAAUCCGGACGUGAGCACUCUGUGGAACAUUCGUCGAGAGUGCGUCCUGGACAAGCUGGCCAAACUGAAGGCAGAGGCCGCGGAAAAGGAGGCGGAAACCCCGAAAGAAGAGGAGAACACCGAGGGAGCUGCCGAAAAGAAUGACUCCCAGCCGGAGGACAAAUCCCAGGCAGUGUUCACUACCGAGCUGGAUCUCACCGAGCAGUGCCUGAUGGUGAACCCCAAGUCGUACAACGCCUGGCACCAUCGCUGCUGGACACUGGAGCAGAAUCCCCGCGCCGACUGGCAGCGGGAGCUCCUCCUGUGCAAUAAGUACCUCAAGUUCGACGAGCGUAACUUCCAUACCUGGGAUUACAGGCGCUAUGUGACUGAAAAGGCUGCCGUUCCCGCUGCCCAGGAACUGGACUUUUGCACCGAAAAGAUCAAGGUGAACUUCUCGAACUAUUCCAGCUGGCACCAUCGCAGUCUCUUGCUGCCGGAACUCUAUCCCAACGAGCGGCGGGACAGACCCAUGAGCGAAGAGAAGCUGCAACAGGAGCUGGACAUGGUUCUGACGGCUGCCUUCACGGAUCCCAAUGACAGCAGCGCCUGGUUUUAUCAGCGCUGGUUGCUGGGCAGUGGCGCUGAGCUGGACAGGGUUCCGAAGGUUGCUGCCUUCCGCCUGGGUGCCAAAGGCGCAGUGUUGGCCUUGGACAAGCCCAAUCCCGAACUAAAUAAGCUUCCAAUUGAGUUGGUCAGCGGGGAUGAAAAGUGGCAACUGCAAAACUGGCAGUCAGUAGACAGUGGAAAGACGGCCUGGAAGUUACAGCAAGCAUUCGAUUGCCCAAAAACCAAAUCCUUGACCCUGAAGCUAGCUGAUCAGGAAGUGAAUCUUUCCCCCAUUCCAAACUCCGAUGGUUUCUAUUACUUUGUGCCACCUCACGCUGUCGCUAGUUGCAGCAAAGAACUGCUGGCAGAGCUUCAGACCCAACUGCAAUCCUGUCUAGAUCUUCUUGAAUACGAACCCGACAGCAAGUGGACUUUGCUGACCAGUGCUCUGCUAAUGCGCGCCAUCGACGUCUCCGCCAAUCACGACCAGAGCCUCACGCACUUGACCAAACUGGAGAAGGUUGAUGCUCUGCGGGAGGGAUACUACAAGGACCUGGCUGCCCGCUGGGUGCUGGAAUCCGAGCUAGCCAAGUGGCCGCAGGCUGCAGACUUCCCCACAAAGUUCGAACUGGCGGAGGAGAAGUCACUAGCAUCGCUGCCGUUGGGACAGUAUCUGAUCAUUGCCGAUGAACUGAAAGUGUCGCCAAAACUAAGGGAGGAGCUGGGAGAAAGGCUGCCCAAGAGUUUCGGAGACCUUGAACUGUAGGAGGGCAAAGGGUUUAUGCUUUAAGAAGCUGAAACAAUCAUUCAAUUUAGCCACUAAUCCUAUUUAUAUGUUUUGUAUAUAUAUUUUGUACAUCUUGUACUACGCUUACAAAUAAAUUCAUACGCUGAAUGAGAAACUGAAA